AUGGGAUUCGGGAGUUGGCCAAGCCCGUAUGCGUUGAAGCUGGUAACUGUGGGUGAGAGCAAGCACGGUUCACAAUGUGUGAAUCCAUGUGCAUGGCCGUCCUUGGUGGUGCCGCAAUGUGAGCAGCCAUGUGCGUGGCCAUCUGUGCUGGUACCCCAAUGUAAGGAGCCGUGUACUCUAAAAAAAGGCAGUGUACCGCCACUCAAUGGAGACAUCGAGUUUUGUAAAACGGAGGUUCUCGCCGGAAUCCUCUGUAUUCAGUGUCAUAUCGGGGCGUUGCGAAUGCUCAAGGCGAUGGUGAACGGCUGA
Molecule: messenger RNA, 309 nt
Organism: Echinococcus granulosus
Lineage: Eukaryota; Metazoa; Platyhelminthes; Cestoda; Cyclophyllidea; Taeniidae
Exons: 2
Coding region: 1-309 (102 amino acids)
Source: RefSeq, a predicted model, not a curated record